ACGCCGCCUCACAUCUGUGGCGAGCCAGGCUGUGGCGUGGCGUCCAGUGGCCAUAAACCAAACAACCCAUCGCCGCCCUCCGUCUCCCUCGCGUCACUGCCGUGCCUCCGUCCUCUUCAUCCUGCUGCUCGCGACACCCGCGGGUGCGACUGCUGCCGGCGAUGAGGAGGAGCCCGCCGCCGCCCCUUCUCGCUGCUGCCGCCACCUCUCCUGACGCCGCCGCCGCACCUCUCUGACGCCGCCGCCGCGCCUCCUUCCGCCUACCGCCGCCGCCGCGCCUCCUUCCUCCUCCCCCCAGCAGUGCGGGCGGGGCGCGGGUGCUCCGCGGUGAGGUGCGGCGCCGGCGUGGCCGGCAGGCUGCGCCGAGAGUUACCUAUUUCCUCAGGAACCCUUGGUCUCUAAACUCUCUAGCAACUGGGCGCACCUCCUACUAACUACUCUCUACCAGCUCGCACGCAAGGUGUUUGUGGGAAUGUUCCUUCGGCAGCUGCAGCGCCAAGCGCGGCGGCAGUGCGCACCCCAUCCGCCUCGGGAUCUCCCCGGCCUCCUUCACCUCUUCCACUCGCCGUCCAUCGUCCCUCCUGAAGCCUCGACCACGCCCCCGCGCCGGUCUCCACCUGUGCGAGUACAAGGCUCGCCUUGCUCCAGUUCUGGCCCCCUUGGCUCCUGCUUCCGCAUUGAUGUGGUCGACUCCGACCUAUGGCCCGCGUCCCUGGGUUUUCUGCCGGAGCCUGCACCUGGCAGCGAGUUCACAGAUGACUUUCAGCAACACGAGGGUGAUGAGAUACAUGAUUCGGAUGACGAGAUCGAUGACAUGAGGCACCGCAAGAAGCUGUUCUACAAGCUGGACAGGGGCUCGCGGGAGUUUGAGGAGAAUAGCGUGCCCUUGCGUCGCAGCAGAAAGAGGGAGAAAGCCAACACCAAGAAUUCAAAGGAAUGCAUGAACGUGGAGCCUAUCAAGCCUGUUUCUGCCAAUGUUCCAAAGCUGAAGGCAAAGCGUUCAGCACGCGACGACAGCAUAGUUGAGGUGAAGCGGGAACGGGUGCCAACGUUCAACCAGAUGACCGAUCCUUACCACCACCCUUUCUGCCUUGAUAUACAUGUCACCAAAGGGUCAGUGCGUGCUUGCUUCGUGCACCGAGUGACCAGCAGGGUGGUGGCUGUUGCACACUCCAUAUCAAAGGAUAUGAAGUUUGAUCUGGGUUCAAGGAAGGGUAAGGGUUUGAAGGCCUGUGCGGCUGUUGGUGCCGUGCUUGCGAAGCGUGCCAUAGAGGAUGAUAUUCACAAUGCAGUGUAUACACCAAGGAAAGGAGAUAGGAUUGAAGGAAAAAUUGAGGUUGUGUUGCGUGCAAUAAUUGAUAAUGGAGUUGAUGUGAAGGUGAAACUGAAGCAAAGAAAGCCAAUAAAGGCGAUCGCCGCCCCCAUCACCCACCCUGCCGGAGAGCCUCCGCCUCGGCCUGCCCUCCACACGGACGGGGUGAAAUCGAGCAAAUCCACCCAGCCCCCGUGUGCAAAUCCCACCCAAAACCCCUCUCACGGUCCAUCCCCAUGCCGCUCGCCACGCUGCUCGCGCACCUCACGGCCGGCCGCUACGGCCGCGUGGUGGAGCUCACGGGCGGCGGCGCACCGCGUCCUGCGCCGCCUCCUCCGCACCGCGCCGCUGCCCCCUCUCCCGCACCUCGUCUCCCUCGCGCGGUGGUCGCGGGCCCACUUCCGCGCGCCGCUCCCGCUCCCGCUGCACGCCCUCCUCCUCGUCCGCCUCGCCUCCCGCGGCGGCGGCGGCGGCCACUACCCGCUCCUUCGCUCCGAACUGCACGACCUCGCGGUCGCGCGCCUCCACUCCCCGGCUUCCAUCCUCCGCGCCCUCUCCGGCUUGUCCCCGUCCGCGCCGCUCAUCGCCGACAUGCUCGUCCUCGCGCUCGCCCGGGAUCGCCAGCCGCUGGCCGCAUACGAGGCAUUCGUCCUCGCGGGCGCCGAAUACCCGCGCCACCGCCCCUCGGCCUUCUCCGUCACCGCCUUGCUGGCCGCCCUCGUCCACGCCGAUCGGGUCGACCUCGCCGAGAGGACGUUCAAGGCGGAGCUGCGGCGGCGCUUGUCGCCGGACGUGAUCACCUUCAACACCGUCAUCUCCGGGCUCUGCAAGAUCGGUCAGCUUCGCAAGGCCGGCGACGUCGUCAAGGACAUGAGGGCAUGGGGGCUGGCGCCCUCAGUGGUCACGUACAACACUCUCAUCGACGGGUACUUCAAGUCCCGUCAAGCGGGGAAGAUGUAUCAUGUCGAUGUGCUGUUGAAAGAGAUGAUCGAUGCCGGCCUUUCUCUGAAUGUGGUUACAUUCAAUUUGUUGAUUAAUGGGUAUUGUAAGGAAUCCAACAUUACAGCUGCAGUGAAGGUCUUCGAGGAGAUGAAGCAGCACGGGAUUGCCGCGAAUGUGGUGACAUACAUUUCACUUGUUUCCGGGCUCUGCGGUGAGGGGAAGGUGGAGGAAGGCAUGAAGCUGGUGAAAGAGACGGAGGAGCUGGGGUUGGCAUGCCCUGUGCCUAUCCUGAACUGUGUGCUGAAUGGGUUUUGCAAGAAUGGCAUGAUGGUGGAAGCUGAGGACUGGAUUGAUGGUAUGGAACAGAGUGACAUGAAACCCAAUGUGAUUACUUACAGUACCUUGGUCAAUGGAUACCGCCGUCUGGGAAAGAUGGAGGAGGCGGUGGCAGUGAAGGAGGCAGGGAAAGGGAUUAGUCCAAAUAUUAACAUAUAUAAUUGCUUGUUAGCAGGGUUUACGAGUAGUUGGGAUUGGAGCAGUGUUUCAAGCCUUCUCGAUGAGAUGAAGGAGAAAGGUGUGAAAGCAGAUGUUGUCACUUAUAAUGUGCUUAUUGGCGCGCUUUGUUGCAAAGGUGAGGUCUGGAAAGCAGUAAAGCUCUUGGAUGAGAUGUCAGAGGUUGGUUUGGAGCCAAAACAUCUGACCUACAAUACCAUUAUAGAAGGGUUUUGUGAGAAGGGGGACUAUAAAGCUGCCCAUGAAAUUAGGAGUAGGAUGAACAGAUGUAAGAAACGGGCGAAUGUGGCCACAUAUAAUGUGUUUCUCAAGUACUUCUGCAAGAUGGGCAAGAUGGAGGAGGCUAAUGAGCUCCUGAAUGAAAUGUUGGAGAAAGGUCUAGUUCCAAAUAGGGCCACUUAUAAAAUAAUCAAUGCAGGCAUGGUAGAAAAAGGCUUUGUGCCUGAUAUAAGAGGAUUUGCAGCAGAUAUUUCUAAGAGCUUGACAUCUUCCUGAAAGUACUAUUUCUAAACAUCAGACAGAAUGCUGAGAACUUGAGGAUUGGAUGCAAGCAUUUCUCCUACUUCAUCUACAGACCUGUGGAUCUGAGAAUGGCAACCCGGUGCUGGGUUGAAAGUCUAGAAGAUUGAUCAUGUUUUGAGGACUGGAGAUGAAGGCAUUUAAAAGACCAUCUGGCGUUUCUUUUCACUGGGUACUGCAAAGGUGCAUGUUUAUGUUUAGUUGGUUUUCAGGAAUCUCAUCUAUGCAAUGCACAAUAUACGACGUCGUUGCUUGACAUGUCAUGAUGCUAGCAGCCCAAAAGAACACUUAGCUUAUCAUCAGAUCAAGGCUUGCAUACCCCUUUCUGUUGAUUUAUACAAUGUGAGUCAGUCGAUGGCAAUCUCAUGAGAAAAUAGGGCACUGGAGUGCCUUGUGGUUAUCAUCAAAACCCAACUCCUGCGGUUGCUUGAACAAAUGUCACAUGAUUGAUUAUUCCAUGUUCGAGGCAAUAAUCUUCAUGAGUCAUGACAAAUGGAGCUUUUGACAAUUCCUUUGAGAAGGUACCACUGGUAUUGCAGUAUCUAUCAUGUAAGUAGACCCAUCCCAUCAGUAUGAUGCCGCAUGACUUCGAUGUUCGGCCUAUUAAGCAGGCCCUUUGUAUGGUCCUGGCUUAUGUACUUGACUAUGUGUGCUAUAGUUGUCGAUUGACAGAUAUUGUGAUGAGCAUCUCAUCUUUUACUACUUGACUGUACAAGAAAAAUAUACUUGUGGCAAGAGAGUUAUAUUUUGAUCA
Messenger RNA from Panicum virgatum (switchgrass), 4040 nucleotides. Its product is annotated as pentatricopeptide repeat-containing protein At1g62680, mitochondrial-like. The record is from RefSeq and is a predicted model, not a curated record. The coding region runs from base 473 to 3262 and encodes 929 amino acids. Gene Ontology annotation, molecular function: protein binding. The transcript has 4 exons. Lineage: Eukaryota; Viridiplantae; Streptophyta; Magnoliopsida; Poales; Poaceae.